Messenger RNA from Acaulospora morrowiae, 256 nucleotides. NCBI's taxonomy places the organism in Eukaryota, Fungi, Glomeromycota, Glomeromycetes, Diversisporales, Acaulosporaceae. The record is from the annotation of a GenBank genome assembly.
AUGAUUGAACGUUUUUGUGAAAAAAUUGGCAUUGAUCAUGAUGCAUUCCUUAAGUUACGAUUGCUCGUUGAACAAAAUGGUCAAUUCUAUGAUAUCCAUGAAGUAAAAAAAGCAUUUUUUUACUCUCCUGAAACUGGGAAGCUAGAAAGAGCGGUCAUCGAUAAUUUCAAGAUUUUAUUCGGCACCUUAGGAUCCGCUCUGAUGCCAAUUUUAGAUGUGACUCCUGAAGAGUAUGACGAUAUGAUAAAUUCGAUGG